CAGUAUAUAAGAAUGGUCCGCGUAUAGGAAACCCUUCAGUUCAAGAUCCAUACGAACCAAGGUUCGACUAGAAUGAAAAUUGUGUUGGACUCAUUAAUCAACAGCCGUCUGUUGUUUCAAUAUUUGGCCACUGCAACAGGAUGUAUAACAUUUCUAUCGUCGGGAAUGCACUAUGGCUGGGCCUCGCCGUCCCUUCCUCAGUUACUGGCGAACGAUUCCCAGAUUCCCAUGACUAGCGAUGAUGGUUCUUGGGUGGCCACCAUGUCGGUGUUGGGGAACAUACCCGGCUCCAUUCUGGGUGGGUACGCUUCGGACGCCAUAGGAAGAAGAUACAGCAUCCUUCUGACUGCACCAAUAUACUUCAUGUCUUGGAUAAUGGUGGCUUUUGCACCCUCGAAGAUACUCCUCAACAUAGCCCGGUUCUCCGCCGGUAUUGCAGACGGUUUGAUCUACACGUCCUUCCCCAUGUAUAUUGGGGAAAUAUCAGACCCGAAUAUUAGGGGGUUGUUGGGGUCUUGCAUACAGGUGUCUUUGGUUAUAGGGGUUUUGCUCAUUAACGUCAUAGGGGUGAACCUCAACAUCAAGUACACGGCUCUAAUAUCGUCCCUUUUCCCAGUGCUGCACUUUUUGACCUUCUACUUCAUGCCUGAAAGCCCGUACUAUCUGAUAAUGAGGGGCAAAAAGGAGGAAGCCAAGGAGAGUCUGCAAGUCUUCAACAGGAACGAAGACAUCGGCGAGCACUUCCAAAGAGUUUCCGACGCAGUGGAACAAGACAAGCAAGCAACCGGAAGUAUUUGGGACCUCUUCACUGUUAGGAGCAACCGUAGGGCAGCUGUGAUCGUCUUCGGACUAAGGGCGUUUCAGCAAUUUUCAGGAAUUGCUGCUAUAAUGUUCUAUGCUAAAAUCAUCUUCCAGGAGGCCAGUGGGGACAUUUCCGCUAAUCUCUCCACCAUUAUUUACUUCAUCAUUCAGUUGGUUGUGUCCUUGCUUUCGUCCUUCCUUGUAGACAAAACUGGAAGGCGUCCUCUUUUAAUAUUCUCUAUUAUUGGCUCCGCCGCGUCACUUGCUGCGGAAGGCUUCUACUUCUUCUUUGAAAACGACGACAUUUACGACACAUCACUGAUUUAUCUACCUUUAAUCGCGUUAUUGACUUUUGUUGUAAUAUUUAACAUUGGAAUGGGCACAAUUCCGGUGCUCAUUCUAGGAGAGUUCUUCCCCACGAACGUCAAAGCCUUCGCUUUGUGUCUGGCUGACAUAGUGUCGUGCACUACUGUCUCCAUUUCGGCCAAAUUCUUCCAAAUUACCAGAGACGACUUUGGUAUGCAUGUGCCAUUCUUUUCGUUCACCGUCAGCUGCUUGCUGGGAUUGGUGUUCAUUCUAUUUUGUGUUCCCGAAACAAAAGGGAAAACUUUGGAGGAAAUACAGGAGCAUCUGAGGGGCGAGCACAAAAAGGAAUCGGAUAUUUCUAUGGAAUAAAAAAACUGAUUGCAUGUUAUACAUGUUUUUUUUUAAUUUUGUAAUUUAUUAUAAUGUCAUACAUUGGAUAAAUAAUAAAUAUUUUGUAGUUUUUUAUUUA
Molecule: messenger RNA, 1576 nt
Organism: Aethina tumida (small hive beetle)
Lineage: Eukaryota; Metazoa; Arthropoda; Insecta; Coleoptera; Nitidulidae
Product: facilitated trehalose transporter Tret1-like
Exons: 2
Coding region: 73-1476 (467 amino acids)
Biological process (GO): transmembrane transport; carbohydrate transport
Cellular component (GO): membrane
Molecular function (GO): sugar transmembrane transporter activity
Source: RefSeq, a predicted model, not a curated record